Messenger RNA from Strongylocentrotus purpuratus (purple sea urchin), 932 nucleotides. RefSeq lists its product as uncharacterized. The record is from RefSeq and is a predicted model, not a curated record. The transcript is spliced from 3 exons. The coding region runs from base 406 to 741 and encodes 111 amino acids. NCBI's taxonomy places the organism in Eukaryota, Metazoa, Echinodermata, Echinoidea, Camarodonta, Strongylocentrotidae. Gene Ontology annotation, molecular function: phenylpyruvate tautomerase activity.
UAUGCAUCGAGGUCAUCUUGCUGGCUCUGAUCACGGACUUAGUCCUAGUUAUGACGUUGCUUCCAUUUUGCUUUCGUCACGUCACGUGCAAGAGACCACUUUACUACGCUGUUAGGUUUUUCGUUUUCUUGGCCUGGUAUUCUCUUUCAUUUUUUUCUCAUCAGCUUUAGUGUGUCGCAUAAUAUGUGAACUUUACUACUUUCCAUGGUUUCUAGACACGGUCUUUCCUUCGGUUUUUUGCGGUCAUUUGUUUCAGUCUCUUUUGUGCUUUUAGAGUAAAAAUUGACUCUAGAAAUCUAAAAUUCAUAGCUUAUUUGCAUUUUGGACCUGAUUUUUCUUACGUCUCAUGAUCUGGAACACUCUUGAUUCAGCUUUUUUGUUGCUAAUUCACAAGAAUUGAUCAAGAUGCCUCUGUGUAUCUUUCACACCAAUAUGUCUGCAGAUCGAGUCAGCGAUGAAGUCCAUUCGAAGCUUUCAAAGAUCAUCUCCGAGAUGACAGGAUCCAACGAAACGUCGAUCACCGUCGAACUACGGACGGGCAAGAAAAUGUGCCGGGCGGCCAAUCCCGAUGUCGACUGGGGAUUCUUCGAGCUUCACGCCAUCGGUGUAUCUGAAGACCCCGACCUUAACCGUGAGCGCGCUGGCAAGAUCUUGACAUUCGCAGAAACCGAGAUCGGACUACCGCAAACAAGAAUCCUGGAUCCAUGCCUUCUCCUAACCACCAGUCACAAAACGAGCUGAUCCAUGCCUUCUCCUAACCACCAGUCUGAAAACGAGCUGAUGGCAUCUAGAACGUGUUCUCUUUCUGCUUUGAUGUCUUGCCAAUCACCCACGCAUCUUCCACGGUGCCGUCACCCGGGGCGUCGCCCGGGGCGUCAUCCUGUGUGUUACCAGGGGCGUCACCGGGGGCGUCAUCCUGGGUGUUAUCAGGG